Molecule: messenger RNA, 1306 nt
Organism: Solea senegalensis (Senegalese sole)
Lineage: Eukaryota; Metazoa; Chordata; Actinopteri; Pleuronectiformes; Soleidae
Gene: sparcl2
Product: SPARC-like 2
Exons: 9
Coding region: 105-884 (259 amino acids)
Biological process (GO): anatomical structure development
Molecular function (GO): extracellular matrix binding; collagen binding; calcium ion binding
Source: RefSeq, a predicted model, not a curated record
UAACACUGAGCCCAGAUACCUGUGCACACGACUGCAAACAACAGGGAGCUGAUGUGAAGGAGAAUCUAACCGUUUCCUUAUGAGGUUCACUGCGUGUCUCAGCCAUGACUUUGACUUAUACCUUGUUUCUGCUCGUCAGUCUUCAUACUUGUUCAUCUAUGGGAGGCAGAGCCCAGCGCAGACAGAGACAAGCUGAGGAGCGCUUGAGACCAUAUAUUGGCCGAGUAGAGCCAGAAAAACUCUGUGAAUUGCUGAAAUGUCGUAGUCCAGCAGGAUCUUGGUGCCAGGUAGUUGAGGAAAAUGGAGUCCUGGUUCCCAGAUGUGUUUGUCCUCAGUCCUGUCCAUGGCAGAGGGCACCAGUGUGCAGUGUUCUGGGGAAAACGUAUGCCAAUGAGUGUUUGCUGCAUAAAGAAGCCUGUAGAAAGAGGCGCCGCACUGGACUGGCUCACACGGGACCUUGCCUGGUCCCAAAGGCUAAAUGCACUGAGGAGGAACUAAGCCAGUUUCCAUAUCGUCUCUUGGACUGGUUCUUGCUCCUGAGUCGAAUGGGAGAGUCAUACACACCUGCUGCCCCGCCCCAGAGCUGCCUCAGCCACGCCCAGAGGAAACAUCUAGCACAGAAAAGAUUUACCCUGCUGGACAGAAACAAAGACGGCCAUUUGAGCCGCAGGGACCUGAGGAAGCUGAACUACAAGAGGAUGCCACUGGAGCACUGUGCUGCACCAUUCUUUCUGUCAUGUGACCACAACCAGAACAGAAAGGUGGCCCUGCGCGAGUGGACGACCUGUCUGGUGGACCUCUCCGAGGCCUGGUUCUACCGUUUCAUGUCAGUGAGAAUGGGAUCCCAUGAGCUGUGUCCAACAGUCAAAGAGAACAACUUUUGAAAAUGACGUCAAACCCAAGCAUCUCUGAAGACAACGCAAUCUCAGUUUCCUGAUUUCAAGGCCACAGUAGAGUGUGGCAGUGGCUUCACACUGGUCACUCUCUCCACAUUGCAAUUUGUCUCAUAGUGAUUUACGAAGUCAUCAAAUCUCUCUCUCUGUCCGUGCGCUUGAAAAGGGACAAAUAAAUGUCUAGACAGACUGACCACCAGCACUGUUAAUUACAUCAGCUGACAUUUGUGUUGUUAAAUGGGGGGGAGACAAUAGGCAGUCCCAAUUUACAAGGCAUGCUAUGAAUAAGCCGUAAAAGGGGAGAAUUACAGUGCAGCCAGGCGUGAUGUAUGGAGAAUAACAAACCAGAGGGAAAUAAUGAUAAGGGGAAAAGAAGAGCUUAGAAUGAGAGAGGACGUGACUGGGGAAGAGAC